Messenger RNA from Trypanosoma cruzi, 1536 nucleotides. RefSeq lists its product as uncharacterized. Gene Ontology annotation, biological process: protein localization to cilium; intraciliary retrograde transport. Gene Ontology annotation, molecular function: protein binding. The annotation marks the transcript as partial. Lineage: Eukaryota; Euglenozoa; Kinetoplastea; Trypanosomatida; Trypanosomatidae. Gene Ontology annotation, cellular component: intraciliary transport particle A. The transcript has a single exon. The record is from RefSeq and is a predicted model, not a curated record.
AUGUCGUCUUUACUCCGAAAUAACUAUGCUCUUAUGAUGUUCUACGUGCGAGAGAGGCUGUGGCGCCACGCGGAGCUUGUCUGCACCGAGACCAUUAAGAGCACUGACAGUUGGGUCUUGCGUGUUUGGCGUGCGCUGUGCUACGACCAGCAGGGUCAAUCGAACGAGGCAUUGCGUGAGUAUAAGGCCGCGGAACAGCGUCGGGAAACCAAUAUUCCUGCGUUGAUGGGGAUUGCGCUCAUAUACCGCAGGAACAAGGAUACGGAGGGACUUUCUUCGGUAGAACGUUCCUUGGGUGACAGUUCUCACGCAAAUGAUGUGGACGGAUGGGUACAGGCGGCUGCGCUUGCGUGGGCUGCUGGUGACACCAGCGGAGCACGUGACAUUCUUAUGCGCUUUCAGGAUGGCUUUGAUGAGCAUCGUGAUGAGUAUACAAACCUCGCGACGGUGCGAGCCUGGGUGGACCUCAGCACAGGCCGUGGUGCCUUUUUGGAGAAGAGCGGUGCGCUUCUUCGGAAAGUCAUGGAGAUGGAGGAUCAGGACGGGCAAACGAUGGACUUGGAUGCCGCAAUGGGCCGUGUUGUGUUUUAUGAGCGCAAAUUCCAGUUUUCUCUAGCACAACAACUGCUAAACAAGCUUAUUGUGAGUCGCCCGAACUUCACCCCAGCCCUUGUAGUGAAGGCGCGACACCUCAUGAAGGCGGAGGACUGGGAUCAGUGCUGGGAGACAACAAAGCGUAUUCUUGCAAAGGAGAAGACCAAUCUCGAGGCUUUGGCGCUCAAUACACUGUUUCUUCUCGUGAAGGAUGCCCGUUAUGAGGACGCCGCAGCACAGCUACCUCGGCUUUUUGAAGCAGUAAAGGAAAAGGAACCGAAGAAUGCGGCGCUCUUUUUUGAGUACGCACGGUGUUUCUCUCGUCUUAGCGGGAAUUACCUGCCACUGUUAGGCGUCACCACGCAGUUUGCGGAGGUUGCCCACCGCAUGGCGUCACAAAGGGGUGACUACUUUGCAGAAUUGGGCUACCAGCAGACGUUUCGUGGUGAAUACAAGGCGGCAAUUGCAACCUUUAAAAAGGCUUCUUCAACGCCCGACAGCAGCAUAACACCUCUACUGGGCCUGAUUCGCUGCCUUAUCCUUACUGGCGACCUUGACGAAGCCGCAAAACAGAUUGAAUUCCCAAACGAGAUUCAGGCACCGAAUCAGCGCAACGCGGAGCUGAGCCUACUCAACGCCAUAUUGCAGUGGCGGCGGCAUAAAAACCAUGCAAAGACCAUUGUUUUUCUUGAUCAAGCUGCAGAGGCCAUUAGACAAGAUGUAGGGACAUAUCAGACCGGGAUGGAACUGUACAUCAGACUUAAUCCCCCAUUGAUGCUAGAUAUUGCAAAGGAAUACAUGCAGCAUUGCCGCACUGAGCCGCCAGACCCAACAGUACCUAAGGCAGACCCAAUUGCCGAGAAGUGUAGGCGACACCUUGAGUUGCUGCUGCGGCAUGUUCCUGGUUGCCUGGAAGCGCAGCUUCUCCUCUCUCGGAUCUAC